CCUAUCUUCACACACUCCUCCUCUCCUCUCACACUCUCCCUCAGUCUCCUCCUCACACACUCUCCUCUCUCCCUCUCUCCCCCCGGAUGUCCCGGGCUGAGAUGGGCUCUGCCCCCGGCCUCAGAGCACCAGUGUCCCGGUGUUCCUCCUCCUGGUAGUCCGUGAUGUUAUCCUCGAUGGACGGGCAGAGCUUCCUCCUCGGAACCCCCCCCCUGGCGGCUCUGCACAGCAUGGCUCAUGAGAUGAAGACCCCCCCCCUGUACCCGGCCUUCUCCUCCUCCGGCUCCUCUUCCACCUCUCCGAACCCCGGGGGAGUGGCCGGUUGCUCCCCGGGUCUGAAGGGCUGUUCUUCGGCUCUGUGUUCCUCCGCGACCCCCCACGGGAUUAACGACAUCCUGAGCCGGCCCUCCGCGCUGCUGCUGGCCGGAGGAAGCGCCUCCUGCCCGGGGGGGUUGCUGGGCUCCGCGCUGGCCCCCCGGUGCCACCCCCCAGGACUGUUCUUCAGCCCCCGGUACCCGAAGCCCCUCAGCGAGCUUCCCGCGGGCCGGACCCCCCUCUUCUGGCCCGGGGUCCUGCAGAGUCCCCCCCCCCACUGGAGGGACGCGCGCUUCUCCUGCUCCCCCCACCACGGCUCGGUGCUGCUGGACCGGGACGGGAAGAGGAAGCACACCCGGCCCACCUUCUCCGGGCAGCAGAUCUUCGCUCUGGAGAAAACCUUCGAGCAGACCAAGUACCUCGCGGGGCCGGAGCGCGCGAGGCUGGCCUAUUCUCUGGGAAUGACGGAGAGCCAGGUCAAGGUCUGGUUCCAGAACCGGAGGACCAAGUGGAGGAAGAAGCACGCGGCGGAGAUGGCGACAGCGAAGAAGAAACAGGACUCAGAGACAGAGAGGCUGAAAGGCUCUGAUGAAGAGGAGGAGGAGGAUGAAGACUACAACAAACCUCUGGACCCCAACUCUGACGACGAGAAGCUGCACGUGCUGCUCAAGAAGCACAAGCCCGUGCACGCGCUGCACGCCUCGGACAAUGACAGCUCCUAAUCUGCACAUCAACAAAAAUACACUUAUUUUAUUUCUGUUAUUUCUUUUAUCGUUUUAUUGGUUUAAUCUUUUUUAUUUUAUUUUUUCAUUGUAUUUUAUUUGUAUUUCUUUUAUUCCUUUACUUCCUGUUUCUGGAGAUGAACUCGAACUCUCGGAGUCGCACUUUUUCAGACUAUAAGGAUUUCUUUUUUGCAAAUUGAUGGAUGAAGGACGUACGGUUCCGGCUCGUAGACUUCCGGAUCCGGUUUGACGGUUUUCCGGUUCCGGUUCUUUGGACUCUUGUAAAAAAAUACCCAGAACCCCCCGCUGUGAUUCUCCGUGUUUUUGUACAGACCAGCUUUCCUUUCCUUUUGUAUUCACUGCAGAGACUAUAAACUCCAGUGGUCCCUGAACGCACCACCUGUACAUACCGCCCCCCACAUUAUUUAUAUGUGUGUGAAGCCUGUGUGUCACGGCGGGUUCAAAUGUAAUGCACUUUUAUUUAAUAAAAUCUCAAAUGCU
Molecule: messenger RNA, 1538 nt
Organism: Gymnodraco acuticeps
Lineage: Eukaryota; Metazoa; Chordata; Actinopteri; Perciformes; Bathydraconidae
Gene: nkx6-1
Product: NK6 homeobox 1
Exons: 3
Coding region: 165-1037 (290 amino acids)
Biological process (GO): regulation of transcription by RNA polymerase II; cell differentiation
Cellular component (GO): nucleus
Molecular function (GO): RNA polymerase II cis-regulatory region sequence-specific DNA binding; DNA-binding transcription factor activity, RNA polymerase II-specific
Source: RefSeq, a predicted model, not a curated record